Balearica regulorum gibbericeps (East African grey crowned-crane) is the source of this 1285-nucleotide messenger RNA. The record is from RefSeq and is a predicted model, not a curated record. NCBI's taxonomy places the organism in Eukaryota, Metazoa, Chordata, Aves, Gruiformes, Gruidae.
GUAGUUAGGAAGAGCUGACUGCUAAAGAGAAAAUGGCAUCUCUAGAAAAAGUUGAUGAUGCCUCAUCACCCAUCCGAGGACCUGGAGAUGGAAUGGAAACAGAGCAGACAGCCGAAUCGGUGGAAGUAAUCGCUGGAGCCAACACUACGAGCCAUCAUAUCCACCACAGUCCACAUAAGAAGACAGUCUCUUCCCUGAGUCCCGGAGUUCUGCAGCUAGGGAAAGUACAUGCUGAUAAAUCAGUGGAGAUUGAAGCUAUUCGUAUAUUAGUCCCCAAAGCAGCUAUCACCCAUGUUGUUCCAACUAAAAAUGCUAAGGUAGCUAAAUCAGUGGGACAUAAAGGAGACACUUUCCAUCAGUCAGACGGAGCCGCGGAUCCCAAGAAAGAACAGAUAGAGCUGAAAAAUGCAAUCGAAAAGCUAAAGAAUUCGGAAAAGCGGUUGUUACAGGAUAAAGAAGGUCUCUCUAACCAGCUGCGUAUACAGACAGAGGUGAAUCGAGAGCUGAAGAAAUUACUUGUUGCUUCUGUUGGGGAUGAUCUGCAGUAUCACUUUGAACGGAUGGCUCGUGAGAAAAAUCAGCUAAUCCUAGAAAAUGAAGUCCUGGGACGGAAUAUGUCUCAGUUGUCUGAACAAUUAGAGCGCAUGUCUAUACAGUGUGAUGUGUGGCGAAGCAAGUUCCUAGCAAGCAGGGUUAUGGCUGAUGAGCUAACCAAUACCAGAGCCAUUCUUCAGCGUCAAACCAGGGAUGCGCAAAGUGCAAUCCAGGACUUGCUGAAUGAACGCGAUCAGUUCCGUCAAGAGAUGAUCAAUACACAGAAGCUGCUGGAGGAGCUGAUGGUUUCUCUUCAAUGGGGGAGACAACAGACAUACUAUCCCAGUACCCAACCUUACACUACAACAGAGCUAGCAGCUGUGAAUUGUAAGCUAGCCAAAGCUGUAAGCUCGCAUCUUCUUGGAAAUACUGGCACUAACAGUCCAAAAAAGGCUUCAACAGCUGUGGAGUUUUGCAAUACCCCUGCUGAGAAAAUGGCUGAAAUGGUGCUACGUGUACUGGAUCCAGCUGCACGUACAGAAACAUCAACAGAAGUUUCUUUUUCUGAGACUUCUCCAUCCUCCUUCCUUUCCACAAAGAAGAAUAUCGGAAGGUUUCACCCAUAUACAAGAUACGAAGAUGUAACUUUCAAUUGUUGCAACCACUGUCAAGGAGAGCUGAUAGCCCUCUAAAAACAUAGCAAAUGCAACUGCAUCUGCACUCUUUCUGAAGAAUUACAGUAGUUGAUGUU